This is a messenger RNA of Protopolystoma xenopodis, 2658 nucleotides long. NCBI's taxonomy places the organism in Eukaryota, Metazoa, Platyhelminthes, Monogenea, Polystomatidea, Polystomatidae. The record is from the annotation of a GenBank genome assembly.
AUGACUCAUAAAGGCGAAUGCUAUAGCCAUGUGGGGGAUGGUCACUCUUCAACUCCUUCACGUCCGGCUGAGUCUCCACUACCAGAUGUCUCUCCGACUGGCCGACAGAUCUCAUCAGGUCCAAUUAAACUAACAAAGUCGCAUAUUUUCACUUCAGAUAAUACUAGCGUUUUUACGUCUCCAACUCAAGUAGAAAAUGAAUCGUCCCUCAAAGUCUCUGUUUUCAAUGCCUUUCCCAUCCAAGCCUCCGAGGUUGCCCCUCGAUUUGAGCAGACGCAAUUGGGUCCCCGGCUUGGCAGACCCACCAGCUCAUGCUCUACCAUCAUACCUCCCUGUGGUUCAGCAUCAGAUACCUCUGAAGCCGCCCUCAUAUCAGUCAAUAUUAGUGAUGUAAGCGUCGUUCCUUCGUCCAACGCCUUCGAGACGGACUCAGAAAUUGUAACCAGUGCAGACUUUUCUAGAGUCAAGGGAGAACUAGUUUCAUCUCAGGCUGAAGACCACCUUCAUUCCUCUGCCGAUUUGCAAGAACCACUUCAAUUAACUGCAUUUGGUCUCCACGAAAUGCAUAUGGUGCCUUUCACGCCGGCUCCUGAACAAGAAUCUAUUAUUCAUCAUCAGACUUCCGUCCCGAUGACUAGUAAAAACACUUUAAACACAACAACUAGCAGCAGUGGCAUAUUUUUAUCAACCUGUCCAGACAGGCUGUCUGAACUGUCUCUGGGCUCGGCGGCAAAAAGUCUCUUCUCCGAUGCUAGUUCUCAAUUACGAAGUCCCUUAACCAUUUGGCCCUACAAGAACGAGCUUGACACCUUUUUGCCGAUGGAUCACGAAAAAGAGACACAGAAUUUGUUAUCUUCUUUACCAUCCCAGAAACCUGUUGACUUAUCGCGUCUAUCAACCAUUCUAGAAAGUGAUCAUCCCAAGAAACCGUUGUACAGUAAGGCCAAGGUUGGUGUCAAUUCCAUUACUGAAUAUAAACAAGGAAGCAUUCAAUGCUGCCCAGAAGGGACCUCAUCAGACACAACUACAGAGCACACCUUCGACGUCUCGGUUGGCCGAUUGAUUCUCGCUUUUUGUGAGUCCUCUCUUAUCGGCAUUGGUGGAGAUCGAGUCGGGACUGGAAUAAGUCGUAGUCCCGAAGAGGCGAAGCAGAUUGACCACCUUUCGACCCGGCUCAAAGAGCUGAUUGGCCGGCCCGGAGUUAGUCUCGUCUCAAUUUCCCAUAUCGAAUUCGACCUAUUGGAUCGUCUCACUGAUCAGGAUACUUCUCAUUUCGCCAGGGUUCUUUCCAAGUCCCUUCAGCCGAAUCGGCCUACCAAAGCAGCAGUUGUGCCAGAAAAUACGACGCCACCUCGUCUGGAUGCCUCGGUUGUACUUAUUUUGCAUGAGGCCUUGGAGGCAGCUCACAAGACUGGUAAGGCUGUUCUGGAGGCCUCUGCGAUCAGUCAGUUGGCUAGGCUUAUCAAAUUGCACUUACAAACUGACACGCUAGAAGACUUAAAGACUGAUACCCUUCAUCGUCUAUUUAACGGUGCCGAGGCUGAGGGGAGCAUAUUGUUUGAAAAGCAAGCCUUGCUUCAGUUGGGUAACUAUCUGAGACGCAGUGCUUUGACAAAACUAAGUGAAUACGAGCUGGUAGAAAGUACUACUUGCAAGCAUUUUCAGGCUGCACAAAUGCCACAAAAUAAGCUUUUGCCCGAAGAAGUGGGCUACUGGGUCAAGAUUUUGAAGCAUUGCUAUUGGCCAGACUUCGAAGACUUCGAGGCUAGUCAGUACGGCACCUCAACGACUGGCAACUCCUCUGAAUUAGAGAGCAAACUGCCAACUGGCGAAGAAAAGCAGAAAGUUCCGACUCAACUUAAGUCCUCCAUUAUUGUUUGCCAUGGCGCUAAAAAACCAGAAUUUUUGGCUUGUCUUAAUCUUUGCUCCACACUAUCGCGUUCGCCACAUGAACUCAUCUUUCAAUCUAGGCAAGAAGUUGUCUCCUUCCAGCGUUGCCUGGCUCGUCUUUAUGCUCACGUGGCCCGAAAAGACCACUUCGCCUACGAAGUCUACGCAUUGGAAACAGAGUUUGCAACUUGGGCCAAGCACUCUUUACUCCCUGGCGCUCCCAGCGGCCUCAAGGAUAGGCUGCGUAAGACGAUUGAUGAUGUUUGUACGUCGCUGGUUGUCGAGGCUAAGCUAGCUGCGCCAGAUCUGGCUCUGAUAGAGACCGUCUUGCAGUCGCGCCAGAUCAGAACGGAUCAAGUAACUGAGGUUUCGGACGCCUUGAGCCUGGCCCUCGUUCUGGCCCUACUAAGACGUCCUGGAAUUCUGAGGCCCGAUUACGCCUCUCUCUUGGUUGUAUUACGGCACGGGUUAACAGUCUCACCACCCAGCAGCCCAGUCACCCUUUCAGAUGGCGAGUAUACUUGCAUAAAGGCUGUCUACGAGUGUGCCAUCGCUUUCCCGAAAGAGGCCGACUUGGCCUCUGUAGACUCGGAGAUGAGCCGACUUUUUGCGACAAAUGGUUUGAUGCGUAUUAUAAAGGCUGAAAAUGGACUGACCACAGCCAGGCUUGUGGAAAAUGUAUCUCUUUCUGUAUUGGCUAUCUGUUAUAUGAGCAGAAUUGAGCAAUGCCUCGAUGUUAAGAGUUCACAACUUUUACAGGAGUUUUCG